Molecule: messenger RNA, 679 nt
Organism: Nestor notabilis (Kea)
Lineage: Eukaryota; Metazoa; Chordata; Aves; Psittaciformes; Psittacidae
Gene: PPP1R10
Product: protein phosphatase 1, regulatory subunit 10
Exons: 7
Source: RefSeq, a predicted model, not a curated record
GUCAUCCGGUCCCAGAGCAGCACCCAGCCCAGUGGUGAGCUUGCUUCAGAGCGGGAUAAAAAGAAGCGGAAAGAGGAAACCAAAAGCAAAACCCCAGCCCAGGAGAAACCCCAAGAGGCCAAAGCGGAGGCUAAAAGCGAGGAGAUGCCGGAGAAGAAGCGGGAGAAACCCAAAUCCCUGCGGACCACAGCACCCAGCCACGCCAAGUUCCGCUCCACAGGGCUGGAAAUGGAGACACCUUCGUUAGUGCCCUUGAAGAAGAUGAACUCUGCUUCCAGCGCCGAGAAGUACAACCUGAAGCCGAUGCCCAUCAAGAGGCAAAACCUCUCCUCCGUGGCCGGUGACGUUCCUCCUGCCGAGAAGAAGUACAAGCCNCUGAACACGGCUCCCAACGCCACCAAGGAGAGCAAAGUGAAGAUCAUCCCGCCCCAGCCCAUGGAGGGUCUUGGCUUCCUGGACGCCCUCAACUCCGCUCCCAUCCCUGGCAUCAAGAUCAAGAAGAAGAAGAAGGUUUUAUCCCCCACCGCGGCCAAGGCGAGUGGCGAUGCCAAAAGCUUGGAAAACCCUCUGGAAAGCGGGCAGCUGACGAAGAAAGGCCGCAAGAAGAAGACAGUGAGUUGGCCAGAGGAGGGAAAACUCCGGGAAUACUUCUACUUUGAGCUGGAUGAGACGGAGCGAG